This is a messenger RNA of Nematostella vectensis (starlet sea anemone), 1609 nucleotides long. RefSeq names its product tubulin alpha chain. Gene Ontology annotation, cellular component: microtubule; cytoplasm. Bases 159 to 1514 code for a protein of 451 amino acids. Lineage: Eukaryota; Metazoa; Cnidaria; Anthozoa; Actiniaria; Edwardsiidae. The record is from RefSeq and is a predicted model, not a curated record. The transcript has 4 exons. Gene Ontology annotation, molecular function: GTP binding; structural constituent of cytoskeleton. Gene Ontology annotation, biological process: microtubule cytoskeleton organization; mitotic cell cycle.
GCUUGGGGUUUCCUUUGAUUAUUUUAGCUCGUGCGCUGGCAAUUCGUUAUACUUUCACAGCAGCUUUUGCAGACUGUGUCGUUGCUCACAUAGUCGCUCUUCAAAUCAAAGAAGAAUCAAAACACUUACAGUCUUUCUGACUAUUUGCAUUUUACAUCAUGCGCGAGUGUAUUUCUAUCCACGUUGGUCAGGCUGGUGUUCAGAUCGGCAAUGCCUGUUGGGAGUUGUACUGCCUGGAACACGGAAUUCAGCCCGAUGGCCAGAUGCCGAGCGACAAGACGAUCGGUGGCGGCGAUGAUGCGUUUAACACUUUCUUCGCCGAAACCGGCGCUGGAAAGCACGUCCCCAGAGCUGUGUUUGUCGACUUGGAGCCAACUGUAAUUGAUGAAGUUAGGACUGGUACCUACCGUCAGCUUUUUCACCCUGAGCAACUAAUCACCGGCAAGGAGGAUGCCGCUAACAACUAUGCUCGCGGGCACUACACUGUUGGCAAGGAACAGAUCGACAUUGUUUUGGAUAGACUCAGGAAACUGGCUGAUGGGUGCACAGGACUCCAGGGAUUUCUGAUCUUCCAUUCCUUUGGGGGUGGUACGGGAUCUGGUUUCACCUCACUCCUGAUGGAGCGCCUUUCUGUUGACUACGGUAAGAAAUCCAAGCUGGAGUUCGCCAUCUACCCAGCCCCACAUAUUUCCUCUGCUGUGGUCGAGCCCUACAACUCCAUCCUGACCACCCACACAACCCUGGAGCACUCUGACUGCGCCUUCAUGGUGGACAACGAGGCCAUCUAUGACAUCUGCCGCCGCAACCUGGACAUCGAAAGACCCACCUACACCAACCUGAACCGUCUGAUUUCCCAGCUCGUGUCGUCCAUCACGGCGUCACUGCGAUUUGACGGUGCCCUCAACGUGGAUCUGACUGAGUUCCAGACCAACUUGGUGCCCUACCCUCGUAUUCAUUUUCCCAUGGCAAGCUACGCACCCGUCGUUUCUGCCGAGAAGGCCUAUCACGAGCAGCUAACUGUUGCAGAUAUAACCAAUUCUUGCUUCGAGCCAGCCAAUCAGAUGGUGAAGUGUGACCCACGUCACGGAAAGUACAUGGCCUGCUGUCUGCUCUACCGUGGUGACGUAGUGCCCAAGGACGUCAACUCUGCCAUAGCAACCAUCAAGACCAAGAAAACCAUCCAGUUCGUGGACUGGUGCCCCACUGGAUUCAAGGUCGGCAUCAACUACCAGCCACCCACUGUUGUCCCUGGCGGUGACCUGGCCAAGGUGCAGCGUGCCGUGUGCAUGUUGAGCAACACCACAGCCAUCGCCGAGGCCUGGGCUCGUCUGGAUCACAAGUUUGAUCUGAUGUACGCCAAGCGUGCGUUUGUGCACUGGUAUGUGGGUGAGGGUAUGGAGGAAGGAGAGUUCUCCGAGGCUCGUGAGGAUCUGGCAGCCCUUGAGAAGGAUUACGAGGAGGUUGGAGCGGACAGUGUUGCUGACGCUGAAGAGGAAGAAGGCGAUGAAUAUUGAAUGUAUUUUCUAGUCCUAACUGGAUUAUAAUUUGUUACUUCGCUUGAGAGAGAACGUUAUGGUAAAACUGAGAAAAAUAAAGGAAACGAAAGGUU